Messenger RNA from Centropristis striata (black sea bass), 2904 nucleotides. Its product is annotated as ephrin-A2-like. Gene Ontology annotation, biological process: axon guidance; ephrin receptor signaling pathway; osteoclast differentiation. Gene Ontology annotation, molecular function: ephrin receptor binding. The record is from RefSeq and is a predicted model, not a curated record. Gene Ontology annotation, cellular component: plasma membrane. Bases 955 to 1581 code for a protein of 208 amino acids. Lineage: Eukaryota; Metazoa; Chordata; Actinopteri; Perciformes; Serranidae. The transcript has 4 exons.
UUAUUGCCGCCAUAGGUGGAGGUUUGCACGGGGAGCGUGUUCGGAUUAAAGCUGUGAUCAUCAGCGGCUCCCCCUGGCUGCGCCGGUCAGCGUGACGCACAGAAAAAGUGGAGGCGCACCGCGACUGGAGUCACAUUGGAUUAGAGCCAGUGACAGCGGAGCGGAGGGAUCACCAAGUUGAGAUGCUGUAAGAGCUCUUGGUGUGUGUGUGUUUGUGUGUGUGUGAAGAGAGGAGAAGGAGGAGGAUGCUCCCGUCUCGCAGUUGUUUUUUGUGUCAUAAGUUUGGACUGAAAAUAACGGGAAAGGAGCGCGAUCGUCUAUGUUGGAUGUAUUUCUUUGAACUGCAAUAAGAGAAAAGGUCAAGUGGACGCAGUCUGGAGAGAUUUGCGGUGUGAGAGAGGAGCGGAACAAAGCGUGCGCAAGGCUCAAUCCCCAACACCAAUCUGGGUAAACAAAUAUGACGGCCGAUUUUGACGUUGUCUUUAGUCUGCGGAUGAGCAACGAGAUCCCUAAUAGAAUUAUAAACCUCGGGUGAAUUCUGGAGUGUAAUUAAUAUUUUUUUUCUUCCUUUUUUUUUUUUUUUGGAGAAAGAGGGGGAUCUUAUCCAAGUGGCGCAUCUAUCUCCCCGGGGCUGCGCGUAAUGGGAGAAAAGUUUCGGACCUUGCAGAGGAGACGCACUCGCAGCAUCCCGCCGAUUAUAAAUAUCAUGUGAAUGCUGCCGAUCCGUCCGUGGCAGACGAAGUUUGAAAGUGAAUUUCAGGGCAUUCAGUAUGACUUGAAACAGCCUUGGUGGUUAUCGGAACUCGCAUCAAGCCAGUUAACGAUCCAUGAACCGCCGAACCGAUUGGUCCAAAUAGCGCAGACGGACAUUAAUGAUCUAAAGAGGAUUUCUGCAGCAGCAGCAGCAGUGAAAGCCUGAUCCCUGUUAGAGAGAGACCCCCUCCCCUCCCCCGGAUGUCUAUGAUGUUGUGCCAGCUCGGGCAGAGGUGUGUGAUGGAGGUGGUGGUGCUGACCAUCCUGUCCUGGGUGUCCGUGUGGGCAGAGGAGAAGAUCAUAUUUGACAGACACGCUGUCUACUGGAACAGCUCCAACCCCAAGUUCUGGCACGGAGAGUACAGGGUGGCGGUGAACAUUAACGACUAUCUGGACAUCUACUGUCCUUACUACGAGGGUCCUCCGUCCCACGGGCGCAUGGAGCGCUACAUCCUGUUCAUGGUCAACCACGAGGGCUACACUUCCUGCCAGCACCGGAUGCGUGGCUUCAAGCGCUGGGAGUGCAACCGUCCCAGCAGUCCUGACGGACCCCUGCGCUUCUCAGAGAAGUUCCAGCUCUUCACUCCCUUCUCCCUGGGCUUCGAGUUCAGGCCUGGACACGAGUACUACUACAUCUCGUCUCCUCACCCAAACCAUGUGGGGCGAGCAUGUCUAAAGCUGAAGGUGUAUGUCAGACCUCCAGAUGGGUCGGGAUAUGAUUCUCCGGAGCCCUUCCUGACUGACGGAGGUCCAAGCUGGAGGCCAGGGUUCGUGGCCGUGUUAGCUGUUCUGGCCUCACUGCUCCUGGGACUCUUCUCCUGGCUGUGACCCCUCUCCCCCUCCUCCUGGAGCUCCCACCCAGGGUCGCUGGGCUGGGCUGGCUGUCCCUCUAAAUCCACCACCCCUCAGGGAAGCCCUCUGUCUCCGUCCCCCUCCCCCCUCUCUCCCACCUCCACCUCUAUACGACCACCAACCACCCCCACUGCCAGCCCCCUCCAUGGCCCAGCCACGGACACUGUUCCCAGGCCUGGCUGAGAGGGUUGGGUCUCAAGCUGUCUGGGAAAGCUGCGCUCUGAUUCCUGAAUUCUGGGUGGGACAGCACCCCUCAGCUGAAAAACACAAGGGAAAUGUCUCUGCACUCAUAUCAGCGGGUCCUUUUGAUUUGUCUAUUGACUCUUGGCCACUGAUGGGGUAGAUGUAGCCGCGGCUAUGAUUAAACUUGUCGUUCCAGUGCAAUUCCUAUCAUCCAAUCACUGCAGGAUGCAUUAAGCGAUAGGCCUGGAUGCACAAAAAUUGGAUUUUUCUCACAUUGCUAUCCCAUCGUCAAACCAAGAAUUGGAAGUGGCCAAGCUUGCAUUGUAAUUGGAAUUCUAUACUACCUGGACCAGUUCCAACUGCAACGAGAAUAAGAGCAGACGUACUGAGACGGAGAGGAGAAAAGUGACCCGGCCUGUGCAGAAAAGAAAGGGAAAACAAUGUGGGCACAGAUUUAAAUAAAUACGGCCAUAUGGGAAAUGUAAUGUUAUAUGUGUUGAUAUUUUCAGACCCAGUUUAGAUGCACAGAAAUGUGAUAUAAAAAUCAUACUGUUUGAUUUGUUUUUUUUUAUUUUUUAUGAGAAGCUACGAUAUAAUGACAAGUAUAAUCAUAGCCUGUUUCAGUGGGAGGGCGGGGUGUGUGUAGGGGGGUGUUCUGGGUGGGUUUGGUGAGGUGUAUAUUUUCAGGUGGGAUGUGUUCUGUCUUAUUCAUGUUUCUAAACAAAGCAUUUAUCACAGCCUGGCCAGCACAGGCAUCUUCAGCACUGUCUAAUGUCGAUUGGGUCGGGUGACUUUUGGAACCAUGACUUUCUCAUGUAUGAAUGUACCACUGGUCACCCACCUCUUUGUCUUUCUGUAUUAUUACGACUGUGGUCACUUAACAGUACCUUCUCUCGGACUGGCAGGACGAACGGCUCGGGAUGUGUGUGUGUGUGGGCAGCAGGAGAGUGAAGCAAGGAUGAACGGAGGACAGGUGACAAAAAAAGGAGGCGACACUCAAGUUGCAUGACCACUGUGAAACCUUCAGAUCAAUCUCGUUUGUAAUGAUGAUAUAUUUUUUCAUGGGGAAAAAUCAGAAACACCCUGCUACCGCUCUCUUGCUUUCCCUGAGACUUU